Molecule: messenger RNA, 1875 nt
Organism: Neltuma alba
Lineage: Eukaryota; Viridiplantae; Streptophyta; Magnoliopsida; Fabales; Fabaceae
Product: pentatricopeptide repeat-containing protein At5g15300
Exons: 1
Coding region: 156-1781 (541 amino acids)
Biological process (GO): RNA modification
Molecular function (GO): RNA binding; protein binding
Source: RefSeq, a predicted model, not a curated record
AUGCAAGUGAAUGAAAAUUUGCAGACUACUACCGAGGAAGAUAAAUAGAAACUAAUAAGCUUACAACUUUUAUCCCCGCGUUUUAUUCAUUGAACUGUGUUCAUGUUUAUUCAGGGAAUUGAGAUUAGAAACAUAGGGGGCCGGCUGUGAGUCUGAUGAUCAGAAAAAGAAGCGGCAUUAACCGCCGCGGGCGAUCGAGUAUAUGGCAAAAAUGCUGCAACUUUCGAACUCUCAAACAGAUCCACGCUUACAUGAUCGUCAAUGGCUUCAACUCAAACGUUCGAUACAUCAGAGAGCUCAUUUUCACAAGUGCCAUGGAAUUUGUGAGCACCAUAGAGUAUGCCCACCAUGUGUUUGCUCAUAUCGAUGAACCAGAUAUUUUCAUGUGGAACACCAUGAUCAGAGCCUCUGCUCAAAGCUCAAAUCCCGUGAAGGCAAUUGCUCUGUACGCCCAAAUGGAUAAUCAAAGUAUAAAGCCCGAUAGCUUCACUUUCCCUUUCGUGCUCAAGGCUUGCACAAAGCUUUUGUGGGUUAAGACGGGUACAGCAGUUCAUGGUAGGGUUGUGAAAUUCGGGUUCCUGUCAAAUCCAUCGGUACGAAAUACUCUUAUAUUCUUUCACGCUAAUUGUGGGGACUUGAAGAUUGCGAACGCACUUUUUGAUGAUCACGCGAAGACGGACGUAGUCCCCUGGUCAGCACUAAGCACGGCAUAUGCCAAGCGAGGGGAUCUGAGUCUCGCUCGUCAACUAUUUGAUGAAAUGCCCGUGAGAGAUUUAGUUUCUUGGAACGUAAUGAUAACUGCGUAUGCUAAGCAAGGGGAGAUGGAGAGCGCGAAAAAGCUGUUUGACGAAGUUCCAAAGAGAGACGUGGUAACUUGGAACGCAAUGAUCGCAGGUUACGUGCUUUGUGGCUCGCAUGAGCAGGCAAUGGAAUUGUUCGAGGAGAUGAGAAAAGUUGGGGAGCGCCCAGAUGAAGUGACAAUGUUGAGCCUGCUAUCUGCUUGUGCCGAACUUGGAGAUUUGGACAUCGGACAAAAUACACAUAGCUACAUCCGGGAAAUGUUUUCAGAAGACUUGAGCACAUUACUUGGGAAUGCACUCAUUGAUAUGUAUUCCAAGUGUGGAAGCAUCGAAAAGGCGCUUGAAGUGUUCAGAGGAAUGAGAGACAAAGAUGUGACCUCGUGGAACUCAGUCAUAGGAGGCUUAGCUUUCAAUGGCCAUGCUGAGGAAACAAUUGAUAUGUACAGGGAGAUGAAGAGGACCACAAUCAGACCAAACGAGAUCACCUUUGUGGGAGUCUUGGCAGCUUGCAGCCAUGCUGGUAAAGUUGACGAGGGUUAUCGAUAUUUUGACCAUAUGAGGAGUGAGCGUAAAAUUGAGCCCAACAUCAAGCAUUAUGGUUGUAUGGUAGACAUGCUGGCGCGUGCUGGACUAUUGAAGGAAGCGUUUGAUUUCAUAGAAUCAAUGAACAUUGAACCUAAUGCGGUAAUAUGGAGGACUCUGCUUGGAGCUUGCAGAGUUCAUGGACAUGUGGAGUUGGCAAAACUGGCGAACGAAAAGCUUCUUGGAAUGAGAAAGGACGAGAGUGGUGACUAUGUAUUGUUGUCUAAUGUAUAUGCCUCAAGAGGUGAGUGGGUUGGGGCAGAAAAAGUAAGGAAGUUGAUGGAUGAGGGUGGCGUAAAGAAGAAUCCUGGGUAUAGUGUAGUUGAAGCAGAUGACAGGGCACUGAUGCAUUAUUUGUUUGAUUCAAAACCUAAGUCGAGGUCAAGAAGCCAAACAUAGCUUCGAAAUUGGCUAUAAGACGCCAUCCAAUCCCAUUUUCUACUAGGUUCAUAUAUAUUUUCCUGAAUAUGAUCUAAUCCAUAGAAUCAUGUGA